AUGUGUACAAAUGUGUAAUGUAUUGCAUUGGAAGUACUCUCCGUUUACAAUUUUUGGGCUAAACUCGCCCGAUUACUCUAAGAUCGACAACCAAAUCCCGAAAUAAUUUGGCGUAAACAUUAAAUAACUGUCCUAAGAACGACAAUCUCCUCAUUGUACAGUCAGUGUCUAUUUUAUUCAAGCUGUUAGUCAAUUGUCAGUUCGAUUUUCUACAGCUUUUGCAGCAGCUCAGCUGCUCAAAAUCCAAGAUGGAAGCUGUAGCUAAACACGACUUCAAACCAGAGCCCUCUGAGGCCGAUGACGAGCUUAGUUUUAAGAAGGGUGAUAUUCUAAAGGUUCUGAAUAUGGAUGAGGACCCCAACUGGUUUAAAGCUGAACUAAAUGGCAAAGAGGGAUAUGUACCAAGUAAUUACAUUGAAUUGAGUGCCAAUCCGUGGUUCAUUAGUGGUGUCACAAGGGCAGAUGCGGAAAUCAUAUUAUCACAAAAGGCUCUUGAUGGCCACCCUAUUCAUCGAGAUGGUGCCUUUCUAGUCAGACAGAGCGAGACAUCGCCGGGGGAGUUCUCAUUGUCAGUCAGAUGUGGUGAUAAAGUACAGCAUUUUAAAGUGUUACGUGAUGGGGAAGGAAAGUAUUUUCUUUGGAUGACAAAAUUUAAAUCUCUGAAUGCUUUAGUGGAUUACCAUCGAACGUCAUCUAUCAGUCGAACAGGAGAUACGAAAUUGAGAGAUAUGAAUACAGUGGUAGCAGCAUAUGAUUUUAACCAGAGUGAAUGCCCUGAUAAAGAAGAGCUAAGGUUCUGCCAGGGUCAAAAAAUCAUAGUAAUGGAACACAUUAAUUCAGACUGGUGGCGUGGUCGAGUCCAAGGAGGAAACAAAACUGGCAUGUUCCCAUCAACAUAUGUGACUAGUGUAGCACGCAAAGACUUAGACCAAUGAAACACCAGUCACAUGGCUAUAAACUCUUCAAUUCUUAAGUGACAUAUGCCCACAGUGCUAUAUUAAUGUAUGCGCAGAUCACUUAAACUACUUGCUCAGCUUGAUCUAAGUCUACUCAGUAUGAGAAGAUGCAUCAAUCGAUGCAGAUUGUUCAGCUCAAGCUUGACAUAUGCUUUCCAUGUGGGAUAUUGCCUAAGCUAACUGCUAACAGGAAACAGUGUCUACAGUCGUGAGCAUAAAAAGGUGUCACUGUUUCUGAUGAGGUUGCUUUUGAGUGUUUCACCUGACUCCAGUAUCUGCGGUAUUAAAGUCGUGAUCUGAUGUGAAAGACUCCAUUGUUGAAGUGACAAAACAUACCCGAUGUCCAAUUUGGCUCCUGUCAUUCUGUGAUUAAUUUGAGGCCAGUACUUGCCUACAGAGACAACCAAGUAUUAAGAGCAUGUUCAUCCUGCUGCUCACCUUUAAAUGUAACCAAAUGGCAUUCUUUUCACAGAUCUGGAUUACUGCCAAAUGCUAAGAAUAAGAGGGCAAAACUUACGGAACAGCAAUGUCAUCAAUGGAGGUGUUGAAUGGUGCAUUCUGAUGCAUCUUUUCUUACUGUGUGCGCCCUAAAAAAGCCCAUUUCUCAACACUGUGCUGUUCAAGCAUGGCAAUAUUGGGUCAGUUAGAAACUUGCACCUUAUUGUAUUCAAAUGGUGAUGAUAUUUUACGUGAAGAUCCUUUAUCAUUUUUCAAAACACUUUUUACCAGUACGACUUCAAGUACAAGAGACUAUUUUGGGUAGAUGGUUCUGGUUGUAUCUCACUGGUUGCUGCAUGGUUGAAUCACACAUUGUCAUUUGGGUUUUAUUACAAUCAUUAUGAACCUACAGCUGAGUAUUUGUGCUAUAAUGUGUAAUUUCACUAUCAAUGUAUAUCAUUGUUAUGGAGAGCUGUCCUUUAAACCAGGAUGUCUGCUUACGGUAUCAAAUAUUACCAAUUAGUAAGGUGAUGAGACAAAUAAUGAAGCCUCUUGCUUUGUUAUAUUGUAUAUAUGUUUGAUUGAUUUCUUGACACCGUUUAUCUGAAGGUAGACUGGUUGAUACGUUGCUGAAGGCUUAUUUUUGUAAGUAAUUGUCACCACUUUUCAUUGCGUAGCUCGGGAAAAAUCAACUAAACUAGAUGGCUGAUCUCCGUUUCUUACUUAAGGUACUCUUCCGGUGCUAGAAUGUGAUGAGUUCCAAAGAUUGAAUGGACAAAUAUCUAAAACCAUGAUUGCAUUUUGUUGUCUGAGACAGUCUUGUACAUUGUACCAUCAUCGAUGUCGGGAGAAUUUGUUUUGUUAUCCAGUGUCGGGGGGAUUAGCCACAAGUAGUUUCUGCAAUUUUUUUUUCGUCUAGCUAUCUCUGCUCUGAAUUUGUAGGUACCAUGGAUAUAGUGUGGCGAUAUUUGUUUAUUUUUGCCUGGAAACCGACAAAAAUGAACAAAAGUUUGCUGAUCAUGUAGCUUUUUUUAAGGCAUAGUUUAAAUUAUACAAUAUCAAUUGAAAAUGUCAUUGUAAUAUAAUAGUAAUGUUGCUUUUCAUUGGUACUGAAUCAAAAUCAUCGAUUAUCUGGAUCACAUUUUCCACAAUUCAAUUGUGAUGCCAUUGUUUAGAAUGACCAGUCGCGGUCAGUCAUUCAUCAUGCCACAAGAGGGCAGUAUAAUCCAUCUAUAUAAUGUUACGUGUUUACAACUUUAGUGUAGAUGAAUAUCUGUGUCCACAAAGUUUUAUGGUGUCUGCAUAACUGCCAUGACAAGCUGUGUGCUGUUUAAUUCGCGUUGAAGUCAUAAUGGCGAUCUUGGUGGGUCGCCUUAUCCUGUCUGCUGGAAAAAAUCUCCAUCAAACAAACGAUUUGGUGUAGAUCACUGCAUUUGUUUGUUGCUUUACUGCAGUUACAUAUUUACCGGUAACAUGGAUAUAAUGAGCUCUCGUGGAGAGGCGUUAUGAGUGUGUAUUAGUAAACAUGUUCAAGGAAAUGGAAAGCAAAAAGACAUCGUCUUCUUCAGAAGUAAUCACAGUUGAGUUGCUGCAAAUGCUUGCGCAUGCUGGUAGUGAAUUCUACAGGAACUAGAACUACAGUGAUAGAGACAAAGUGAAUGAGAAUGGAGUAGAGAGUGAUUCUGACAGCUUGUCUGGUAUCAUAGUGUUGCAUGUCAUUUGUAUACAUAAUAACAUACACACAGUUGUAUACUCAUGUAUUUUGGAUUUUAUGAGUACAGUAGUAACUUAUUGAUUUGUAAUUUGAGCUGAUGACUGGUGAGAGUUGCGUGGAAACAGACCAAAACUGGUGUGCAGAAAAUUGAUGACUUUCCCCACCUUUUUCUAAAGUAAUGAUUAGUUGAUUAGGCCUGUUUCAGGUGGGAUAGGCCAUUUGUCGAGGCACCCCCAACUAGCUGUACAGCAGUGACACAGUAUGUCUGACAGGAAUGCAUCAAGCAAGAGGAACAAGAGGUGUCCUGUUUCUAGCUGCUUGUUUUAUUGAACUAUUCAUUUUCAUUUGUUUUGCAUAAGGAGUAAUUCUUUAUCAACCUAUGUUUUGUUGGAGUACAGGCGUACAGUUUACACUGUCAUGAUAAUCAGUUACAUCCAGUUCAAGUGGGAAAUGGUGAGCGUUGGCCCAUCGGCGUUGGAAUGGGUAUAUUGGGAGGGGUUCAUGGAUAACUUGGAUUCUUUAACCACUAUAGAGGUACAUGUUGGGUGAUGAUACAGAUUGACUUUCAAAAAGCCUACAAAUCCCAACAGUGGUGUACAUGUACAUUUAUAUUCUAGAUUCAAAAUUGAUUCGGGUAUCAGUCGAGAGGUACUGGUAUAUGACUGUGGAAGAAUUCUCAUGAACUGCUUUUAUGUCCAUAGACAGAUUGAUAGAGUAUUUUGAUACACCGGUUUAUUAAUGUGUUUUGAUGAGUACAUGUACAAAGACUUGGGGUGCCACAUACAUGUAUAUACCUGGCUUUCCAUCAGUACUGGUGCUCCUUUAUUUGUUAAUGUACGAAUUCCUACCCAUAAAAUCCAAACUUUUAUCUGGUAAAUCCCUACACCGAGUUAUCAUGGGUUACCGACUUCAAUUUAGGGAAGAUACAUGUUUCGCAGGCCACCUGCCAUGAUCCAUCGCCACUGGGACGGGUGAUUUGAUCUGAGUAGCUUAAUGUCAAGUCUGGCCGGCAUCAUGGAGUUUGGCCCACACAUCUUCAUUGUUUGAUGUCACACUGUAUUAGACUGAGCCAGUACAUCCUCCUCCUGGGAAUCAUCUAUGGUGUAUAGACAGCUGCAGUGCCAUUGUUUACCAUUGGGCUGUGUUGAAAACAUUGACAGAGGUGACAGUCUUCUUUCUCCUGAAUUUCUUCACAGCUGAAUGUCAAAAGGCAACUGUUUCGUAUGACAUGUUGAAACAUGUUUGGCUCUCAAGGGGAUGGGGAUCCUAACUUGAUAAUCUUGUAACAGGAGUUGUGACCUUUAGAGAAACAUGAUCAGGCUCAAGACUACAUGUGUAUGUCUUUAUAGCACAGUCUUUUACAAUGUCUAUCAUGCAUGUAGGUGUAGGUUAGAAGGUGAGGCGACGUGUUCGUAUCUCUUAAAGAUAUGGUAGUUCUGCAGUUAAGCUUUAUUCACAAACAUACCUAUUCAUAUGUUGAAAUAACUUUCUUUAUUGUCAUUAGUAAUUCCUAUUUCAAUUGCAGAAUGUGCCGGUAUGUUGUAAUUUUUAUAGACGAACAUAUUUUUGCUCGGGUGAGUGAUUUAAAAAUCUUGUGAUAGGAGGUUGGGAUUGCAGAUUGUUGAACAAAAAGUCAUGGUUUGAUUAGGUCAAAAGUUGAAGCAACGUCUUUGCCAUUUAAUCAAAUUGUGGGGAUAUUCUUCUUUAUUUUGUAGCUGCUUAUGUUCUCAUUUUGCUCGAGCGGGUUGCUCCAAGAUGAAAAUAUAUCUAAUCUUAAUGCUCUCGUUUUCACAGUUUCUCUUGCCCUUUUCUGGAGUGGUUGUGAUCGGAAUGAAUUUUCAUUUCGCAAGAAAAAAGCGUGUAUACCAAAUCUGAGGUUGACGAAUAAUGUUUCUCAUUUAAGAAAUCAUUAGAAUAAUGAGUUUGUUGUGGUUUAUUGUGCGUAGUGUCAUCGUUCAAUUUCUUUCUAAUUGGUUUUGUACGAUCGUCCUAUCUGUUUGUUAUUUUCCUUCAUUUAAAACAUUAUUUCCUUUAUUUCCUUUAAGUUUCAAUAGAUAUUUCCUUUAGCCUCAUUAGAUAUCCAAUCUUAUUAGGCACACAAUACAGAUUCGCUUGUCAAUGGCGAGACAUUAACCCUUGGUUGAGAUGCUCAACUGUCUGUUGGUUGCAUUAUUUUUCAUACAACCUGUAUAGAGGACCUUGACGUUAGUACAUGUAAGUACCUUGGAAUGCCCUUCCUGUACCUCUCUGUAAGGCCAGCUGUCAGCUAAUCAACAGCACCCACAGUACUUCAGUCAGGUUGGAAAGGACAAUGGGAAUGAUGAUGGUAUGUGGGAUGAACAAGGUGGGAGGUUGGAAAGGACAAUGGGAAUGAUGAUGGUAUGUGGGAUGAACAAGGUGGGAGGUUGGAAAGGACAAUGGGAAUGAUGAUGGUAUGUGGGAUGAACAAGGUGGGAGGUUGGAAAGGACAAUGGGAAUGAUGAUGGUAUGUGGGAUGAACAAGGUGGGAGGUUGGAAAGGACAAUGGGAAUGAUGAUGGUAUGUGGGAUGAACAAGGUGGGAGGUUGGAAAGGACAAUGGGAAUGAUGAUGGUAUAUGGGAUGAACAAGGUGGGAAUUUUGUACAGAGUGGUAAAGAGCAGUUUAUGAUGAUAGUAUGUUUUUAAUCCUGAUCAUCAUAAAUACCAAUCCAUUGUAUCAAAAGUAAAUAAAUGCUCAAUAAACUUCA
Messenger RNA from Lineus longissimus, 5835 nucleotides. Its product is annotated as growth factor receptor-bound protein 2-like. The transcript has 5 exons. Gene Ontology annotation, cellular component: nucleoplasm; COP9 signalosome; cytoplasm. Gene Ontology annotation, biological process: signal transduction; regulation of MAPK cascade. Bases 249 to 935 code for a protein of 228 amino acids. Gene Ontology annotation, molecular function: phosphotyrosine residue binding; epidermal growth factor receptor binding. Lineage: Eukaryota; Metazoa; Nemertea; Pilidiophora; Heteronemertea; Lineidae. The record is from RefSeq and is a predicted model, not a curated record.